Aplosporella prunicola CBS 121167 is the source of this 2597-nucleotide messenger RNA. RefSeq lists its product as uncharacterized. NCBI's taxonomy places the organism in Eukaryota, Fungi, Ascomycota, Dothideomycetes, Botryosphaeriales, Aplosporellaceae. The coding region runs from base 247 to 2151 and encodes 634 amino acids. The transcript has 4 exons. Gene Ontology annotation, molecular function: cyclin-dependent protein serine/threonine kinase regulator activity. Gene Ontology annotation, cellular component: cyclin-dependent protein kinase holoenzyme complex; centrosome; nucleus. Gene Ontology annotation, biological process: mitotic cell cycle phase transition; regulation of cyclin-dependent protein serine/threonine kinase activity. The record is from RefSeq and is a predicted model, not a curated record.
UGGCCGUGGUUCGCGCUUUCAAAACACUGGAGUUGUCUUUCCCAUUCCUCCAUCCCGCCAUCCUCUCAUUGUUCCCCAGCAACGCCUUUUAGCCAGAGCACCUUUUUUAUACAUGCUCUAGCUUGCCCCCCAACCCCCGUCCGCCCGCGCCCUCGACGACGCUCGGCCGUUGUUGUUGUUUUUUAAUCGCAGGAUCGCCGCGCAAAAGCCACUGUACCCUCGACAACUCCCCCGCUGCUAGGUACCAUGGAUGCCAAGCCUCAACGUCCACUGCGCGCGCUGCGUGUCCGCGAUGAGAACGCUCCACCUGCUGUCCAGGCCAAAACCAUUCACCAGCGUAACAAGUCCACUCCCGCCCUCUCCUCGCUCAUGCAGAACGGCGCCCUCAAGGCCGCUGCCAAGCGCACUGCUUUCGCCGAUGUCAGCAACACUUCGCGCGUCCAACAUCCGGUGAAGGACGAUCUUGCCGUUAGUGGAAAAGGCAUGAAGAAAGAUGCCACGCUUGAGAUCUCAAAGUCUUCCACCAUCCUCCGCCCGGCCCAACGUCCCAACUCCACCGCCUCCCAAAAGAUCCCUCACCAAACCGACAACUCGAAAGAAAACGUCCCUGAGCCCGUCGCGCAACCCGUCCAGGCCAAGAAGAUCACUGCUAAGCGCAGCACUGCCAUUUUCCGAGAGCCUGCGCCCGUCGAGGUCAAGCCAUCCAAGGAACCCCUCGCCCCUGUCCAGAAGCCCCACUCUACACGUCGCGAAAGAAGCAACACCGCUCCUGAGCUUUCUCCCCCGGCUGAACGCAUGACUCAGGUGGAAACAAUCGCCGAGGAGACGAUCGAAGAACAUGCGCCUUCUGUGCCUCGUGAGGAGUCUACUACUAGUCUUCAGACUGCCGUCGUUGCCGAGGAAAAUUAUGGUCACCCUGUUACGCAAGCUGCUGACCCUCUGUCUCGCAAAGAACCUAAGCACGCCACUGGCCAUGAACAGGUUGAACUUCCGGAACAAAAGACACAAGAUGUUGAACGCCACCAGGUGGAACUUCUGUCAGCGAAAGAUCUCCUUGCUGUGGCCGAAUUGGACAAGUACGAGGAUUACUACGACGAAGAGGACGAAGACUACUACGACGCGGAUGGAUACACUGGCUACACUACGACUAGGUCUUUGCGGCCUAGAGCAGACACCACGACUGGUGGUGUCACCGUGGUCCUUGCUCCUAGAGUCACGGCACGUACUAGAGCGGAGCUUGAAGCUGCUAGGCAGUGGGUUGAGGACAACAAGACGGCCGAGGAUAUCGAGGAUGAGGUCUGGGAUACGUCAAUGGUUGCGGAGUACGGUGACGAAAUCUUUGAGUACAUGAGAGCGCUUGAGGAAAGGAUGAAGCCCAACCCCUUCUAUAUGGACAACCAGGCCGAAAUCCAGUGGUCCAUGCGCUCUGUUCUCAUGGACUGGCUUGUCCAGGUUCAUCACCGUUUCACUCUUCUACCGGAGACUCUCUUCCUCGCGGUUAACUACGUGGAUCGUUUCUUGUCCUGCAAAGUCGUAUCUCUCGGUAAGCUUCAGCUCGUUGGUGCCACUGCUAUCUUUGUCGCCGCGAAGUACGAGGAAAUCAAUUGCCCUUCGGUCUCGGAGAUCGUUUACAUGGUUGACGGCGGAUACACCGUGGAUGAAAUCCUCAAGGCGGAGCGUUUCAUGCUGAGCAUGCUCCAAUUCGAACUUGGCUGGCCGGGUCCGAUGAGCUUCCUUCGGAGGAUUAGCAAGGCUGACGACUACGACUUGGAGACACGUACUCUGGCCAAGUAUUUCCUGGAAAUUACGAUUAUGGAUGAGCGCUUCGUCGGAUGCACCCCGAGCUUCACUGCUGCGGGAGCACACUGUCUGGCUCGUUUCAUGCUGAAGAAGGGCGACUGGAGCCCUGCCCACGUGCAUUACUCCGGUUACACCUAUUCUCAGCUUCGUCCCCUCGUCUCAGUUAUUCUGGAGUGCAGUGAACAGCCUCAGAAGCAUCAUGCUGCCGUCUACGACAAGUACUCCGACAAGCGAUACAAGCGUGCCUCGCUCUUUGUCGAAACGGAGCUCCACAAGGGCUUCCAACUGCCGUCGAUUUCUCGCGAUUGUGCCAGCUCGAUCGGCUACAGUUCCACCUGGCGUCGCAUGUGAGUCUUGCCACGCUAGCAAGCGCGUCCCAGGAUGGGCAUGAGGCUUGCUUUGGACUUUCUUUUUGCCCCUUUUGGAAUUUGAUUUGCUUUUCUUGAACAUGCGACUUGCCCUUUCAAGAGACCCCUUGCUUCACAGAUUCCCCCACCCUCUGUCUCCUUCUUUUCCACGCGUAAUGCGUUGUACAGUGGGCGAUAUUGGGUUCACGAUGCCACGACGAAACGAACCCAUAAUUCCCCUUUUUCCGACUUUAUGCAGCAACUCCAGUGCUUCUCAACACAAGUUUUUUCUGUAGCUUUAUGGGCGGUAGAGACUGCGGACUCCUGAAGUAUUGGCGUUAAUGGGACAUUCACCGAUAGGUUUGUGUCAUGGUCAGGCUUUAUACCGGAUAGGCGCCGCAAAUAGUGGUAGAUUCACCCAGCAGUUCUCAAACAGAUUUAUCCAAGCUG